AUGUCUAGAGAGGAGAAAUUCAAUGGGUUUGUGCUUCCUGCUAUACUAAAUGUUCUCUUUGAGCUUGCACCAACAAAGUGUAAUGAUUCCUUGAGAAAAUCCAUUUGUUUCGGAUUCAACGUAGGACGUUCGCGGCCAUGGCACAGACGGAAGGAACGAUUAAGGUACUUGAGGCGCUGGCGCCUGAGGAAGCUCUCCGGGGGAAAGAGCGGAGAGCGCGGACAGAGGAGAGAGUUCAUAGUGAUCGGGAGACUCGGACGAGCGUGGAGGCAGAGAAUCUGGGAGAAGACGGAGAAUGUCGAGCGGACGUGGAACGCCGAGCGGGCGGAGUCGGACGGGAGUACGGCGCAGGAGGAUCACAGGAGAGUGGGGAAGCGCGACCCCAUGUUAGACUGGGUACCACUGGGUACGCGAGGGGAAACAGAAAACGCAGCAGAAAGUGAUACCGACUGCGCCGCCGGCGCCGGGAGCGGCGCUGAGAGUAGUGCCGAGAGGAGCGCCGGGAGCAGCGCCGAAAACAGCACUGAGAGAAGCGCCGCGAGCAGUGCCGGGAACUGCGCUGAGGCGGGCGAUACCGACAAAAGAGUAAAGUCAGCAGCGCCACGAUCCGCCAAAGACGGCGCCUGACGGAAAUGGAGGCGGGACAAAGAGGAAAAGUCAGCCGCCUCAUUGGCCACCGAAGAUGAGUGAUCUACGUGGAGGAGUGGCAGAAAUGAGAGCUAGAAGACGGAGUCUGG
Colius striatus (speckled mousebird) is the source of this 737-nucleotide messenger RNA. RefSeq lists its product as uncharacterized. Lineage: Eukaryota; Metazoa; Chordata; Aves; Coliiformes; Coliidae. The transcript has 3 exons. The record is from RefSeq and is a predicted model, not a curated record. Bases 1 to 627 code for a protein of 208 amino acids.